Messenger RNA from Tilletiaria anomala UBC 951, 3877 nucleotides. RefSeq lists its product as uncharacterized. The transcript has 5 exons. The record is from RefSeq and is a predicted model, not a curated record. The coding region runs from base 324 to 3677 and encodes 1117 amino acids. Lineage: Eukaryota; Fungi; Basidiomycota; Exobasidiomycetes; Georgefischeriales; Tilletiariaceae. Gene Ontology annotation, molecular function: sequence-specific DNA binding; DNA-binding transcription factor activity. Gene Ontology annotation, biological process: phosphorelay signal transduction system; regulation of DNA-templated transcription.
AUUACAUCUCGCAGCAGGCCAUCAUCAUCACAGAACCCAGCGCGAAGCCCCCAGCAAAUCCAGGAGCUGCCACUCCAACAGAUAAAGCAGCAUGGAUACCGGGCAGGUCAUUACUUCGUCCACGUCUCAUAUAACGUGGUUGGAGCGAUCGAUCUUCCUAGUGUUAGCUUAACGCCGCGCCGCUUGAACGUAACCCUUGACCGUCUCGAGGUGUAGGACCGACUAAGCACGAUCUGCGCACGCAUUCAAAUCUAUGAAGCGAGCCUGUUGGACUGCGAAACGGAACACUGUACUUGUCCAUCCAUGGCAGUCACACGCUCAGAAUGCCACCAAUGAAAAAUGCGAACGGAGCGCCGCCAGCGAGCAGCAGCGGCCCCAGCCCUGAAACGCAAGUGACAGGCAAUGGCUUUGCUGUGAACUCACAGCCGCCACAGCUGAUGGGAUCAUCAUCCGGCGCACCAUCAGGCGUACAACGGUGCUUUGGAGACGCUCAGCGGCGGCAGGAACACACCAUCCGGCAAGGUCAGCCAGCAGCUGCCUUUGACUUCGAUGCCGCUUUCGCACAGUGCACUCCACGCUCCAGGUCGUCGCAUCGAAAACCGCAACAGCAGCAGUCACCCGUGAGUGCUUACGGUCCCUCACCUAUCACUGGGUUUGUGCCCAUGCAGCCUGCGCAAGCUGGUCCGAGUUCCACCAAUGUCCCGACAUACGCACAUCCGGCACUGCACCCGGAGCACCCACUGCAGCUAAGCAGCUUUCCGACAAAUGUGUUGUACCAUCCAGGAGUCGCUCAGGAAGGAAUGUUGAUCGGAGGCGCUGAUCCCUCCGUAGACGCUAUGCUGCACCCAAGCGCCUACCACACGGCCGAAGGAGCCACUGCUACCCUCACGGAUGCCAAGAUCGUCCAAUCCCAGCAGCCAGGCGCACUGCAGCAUCCAACCCAGUCUGCAACAUCAAUACCCAGCUUCAAUGCCAGAAUAUUUGCGCCUUCUGCUACUGCUACGACUGCAGAAGGCUCAAGGAUCCCCACCGAAGCUCAUCAGGUCACGGAUGAAGGACGCGACGAUGAGGGUGACGCCGCAGAGGCAGGUGGAACUGGCGGUGCAAUUGCAAGAGGCACAGAUGGCAAGGAUAUGGAAGGCAAGGCAGCAUCGCAUUUUGUUCGACGGCUAUUCUCCAUGCUGGAGGAUGGAUCUUGGAACGAAAUCGUCAGGUGGUCGCUCAGUGGUACGAGCUUUGUUGUGGCCAAUAUGAACGACUUUACUAAGCACGUGCUACCACGUCACUUCCGGCACUCCAACUUUGCAUCCUUUGUCCGUCAGCUCAAUAAGUACGACUUCCACAAGGUGAAGAAGGACCCGGCCAUGUUCGAGGCACUUUUCGGAAUGGCGCCAGGAUCGAGCAACGGCGACUGUAAUCAGAUGUGGGAAUUCAAGCACGAUUGCUUUGUGCGCGCAAGGCCAGAUUUGCUGGAUGAAGUCAAGCGCAAGAUCCCGACUGGUAAGAAGAGGAAGGAUGGAGAAGAUCACAUAUACUCAUCGGCGGUACCCCUGGGUGCUGAGGCAGCGGACAUGGCUGCAGAAGACUACGCGGCCUUGAAAGAGCAGGUGAAAAGUUUGACGAUAGUCCAAGAUCAGAUGACGAACCAUAUCAGCACCCUCACCAAGCAGUACCAAGGUGUGAUCUCCGAGAUGCUCACAUACCAACGCAACAUGUUUGAACAAGACCAGCUGAUGCAGAACCUCAUUCAAUACCUCGUCAAUACCGAGCAGGAUCGGAGUAGAACCAUCGAAGGGCCAUCGCCCAGUACGGGUCUGCUAUCCAAUGACUCGGGUCCAUUCCUUCAAUCGAACGAAGCUGCCAAGCUCAUCGGCUCAUACUCUGAGGUUGCCUCAGCUUCUUUUGCUCAAAUGAGUGAGAUCGCCGUUCGCGCCAGUCAAGGCCUUUUCGGCGUCUCUGCAGCCGGAUUACGAACAUCCCCGUCCACGACAGUGGUUGAUCGCCCAAUUUCGCACAAGGGUCAGACAUCGUCGUCCAAAACUAUCUCACCCGCAGCAAUGGCAACACCUGCGCCUACCAGCGUGGCCAAUCAGACUGGUGCUGGCGUUGACCGCAGUUUUGCAACGGUCGAGACAGGCACGCCCUCUUUUUUCUUGCACCCGCCUCAUUUUGACGAAGCACAUGCGGCCAGCAGCAGCAAUAUCAGCAGCUCCGUAUCCAACACGGAAGGCCCAUCUGCCCCGGCUAUUGUGACCGGGAGCUCAAAGGGAAUAUCGAUAUUCAACCCUACCUUCCUGGAUGAGAAUGCUGGGUUGAGAGUGUUUACCGUCGGCACGCUUCAAGCGCGACAAGACGCAGACAGUCUCAACAAAGGACAAGCGGGAGACUCUCCUACUGGAUCCAGUGAGCCAGGCGCCAAAACAGGUUCCUCGACGACCAAAGCAAAGGCCCUGUCCGAAUCUUCAUCUCCGAGCGAGGCUGGCGCGCUGCAAGUGCUUUCGAUCGACGAGUUGCCAUAUGGUAUGCCGAGAAUCGACAAGCGCUCAAAAGGAGGCUCGAGUCUGUUGGCGUCCGACGUAGAGGGUGGACCAAGUCCUGGUGACACUCCGGGGACCAGCGACAAAGUGCCGUCUGUUCUCCGCGUGCGCAGAUCAACUUACGUCCCCGGCUGGGCCGUGCCCCCCCGCGUGCUGCUGGUAGAUGAUGAUGCAGUCUGCCGCAAGCUCAGCUCGAAAUUCUUGCAAGUGUUUGGCUGCGCCAUUGACGUCGCGGUCGAUGGCGUCAAUGCGGUCAACAAGAUGAACCUCGAGAAAUAUGAUCUCGUCCUCAUGGACAUUAUCAUGCCGAACUUGGACGGUGUCUCGGCGACGUCCCUCAUUCGUCGAUUCGAUCCGCGCACGCCGAUCAUCUCGAUGACAUCUAACUCGCAACCGAGCGAACUGUUUACUUAUAUGAACCACGGCAUGAACGACAUCUUGCCCAAGCCCUUCACGAAACAGGGUCUAUUGAAUAUGCUUGAGAAACAUCUCAUUCAUCUCAAGACGGUACAACAGCUGGAUGAGAUCCCGAGAUCGCUCGGUCUUCCACCGGUUGAGAAUGGCGCUUUGCACAAGGCGCUUGCGACGACUGCCCAGUUAGCUGCCUCCUCCUUGAAUCAGGCUAUUCAACUCGGACCCCAACCAGAUCAACAGCAGCAGCAGCAGCAGCUCAAGGGGGACAGCACCUGCGAUGCUGGAGCGACGCUGGCACUGGGGAGCAUGUCGCGCCUCAGCUUUGCUUGUGCCCGCGAGCUUGACGCGAACCCACUCGUGUGUAUGGGAUUCUCGGACCAGGAGUACGUCUCUAUGCUACAGAAUCUCAUUGCAGCCGGAAGUCUGUCGGACUCAAAUCAGGGUGAUCUAUCGUCGACGGUAGCGGACGCGUUGGACGUGCUGCCAGGCGAGGGCACGGCGAUUAAUGCUCGUCGAGUUUCUCAAGCAAGUGAAAAGCAACAGCAUCGGCAGCAAGCACAACAACAGCAAGCACAACAACAGCAAGCACAACAACAGCAAGCACAACAGGGACAGAAACAGCAACAGCAACAGAAACGUCAAGCUCCUGAUAACAGCCCCAAAGGCAGCAAGAGCAGUAUCGCCGGUCAGGGAGAGAAGCGCGCAAGGUUUAUGGAGAUCGCUUGAUGUUGUUAUACCGAUCCGCACCGCGGGUUUUUGCACAUUCGAGCUAUGGCGCGGCCUUCCUAACACUUGGCUGAUCGGGCUGCUGGCCCCGCAUGCUUUGAAAAUAUGCUAGGUGCAAUCUUGACGCAUGCAAUGUCCCUUUCUAAUAAUUGUGUACUGGUACCAAGCGUGUAUAGUGCUAUGUUGAAUUUGGGAGAUGC